Molecule: messenger RNA, 1971 nt
Organism: Metarhizium album ARSEF 1941
Lineage: Eukaryota; Fungi; Ascomycota; Sordariomycetes; Hypocreales; Clavicipitaceae
Exons: 2
Coding region: 1-1971 (656 amino acids)
Source: RefSeq, a predicted model, not a curated record
AUGUCCUCGCCUCCACAACUUUGUCCCCGGACUUCCCACCUUUCACCUUACCCUCACGCCAAUUCCUUCCUACGUUUCUCCGACCCGCGCACCUCGUCAACUCAAUCCCUCGUCCCCUCCGAAGCACCAGUCAGCAAGCGAAAGCUUCUCCUUGUCUACAUUCAUGGCUUCUACGGAAACGACCAGUCGUUUCAAUCCUUCCCUGCGCAUCUUCACGCCCUGCUCAAGGAGUUGCUGGUCGACACUCAUGUCAUCCACUCCAAGAUAUACCCGCGCUAUAAGACGUACAAGGCCAUAGAGGUGGCCAGGGAUAACUUUAGUGCGUGGUUGGAGCCGCAUGAGCACGACGGGACAGAUGUGGUUCUUGUUGGGCAUUCGAUGGGGGGUCUCUUGGCGGGCGAGGUUGUUUUGAUGCCAAAUGCAAAUCCGCAUAAAAAGCAGCCUUUCAAACAUAGGAUCCUGGGCACAGUCGCCAUGGAUUCGCCAUUUCUGGGACUACACCCUGGCAUUGUAGUUUCAGGUAUCGCGAGUCUAUUUCAACAUUCACCGAAUCAAGGGGACCUACAGCAGCAGCGUUUACCAGGACAGGAAGAUCCGAGCACGCCCUGUAGCUCCAAGCCAUCUUCCUCAACUGAGAGACUGCCAUUCAUCGGCUCAGAUGUUGUCCCGACAGACACAGGCCCAUCACCACGCCCACAGCGACAAUCGGCCGAUCCCUAUUUUGAUCCACCUUAUUACAACGAUGCCCCAUUCCGGGAGAAGCCCUUUGUAAAGCGUCUCAUCAACUUUACAACCAAACAUAAGCGUGAGGGACUGCUAAACGCGGUUAGAAGACACAUCACUUCGCACUUGGAGUUUGGUGCAUGUCUGGCGGAUUAUCCUGGCUUACAUGAGCGAUAUAACCGGCUGCGGGCGCUAGAGGAUGUAGAUGAGAUCAAGAAAAUGACCGAGGGUCACCCGACUGGUGCGCAUGCCAGAGUUCGACUUGUAAACUACUAUACUUUAUGUCCUGGCCGACCCAAAACAGUCAAAGUCGACGAUGAGGCGAGCCAAGACAUGCAAGCAGCACCGCUGCACCUCGCGGAGCUAGAUGUCCAGGAUCUGCCAGUCUCACAGAGCCCGCAUCCAGAAAUGCCCAGGACGCCAGGGAAGGAGGUUAAAACAACUACCAAGUCUGUCGCGAAUCCGGAUUCUCAAAUAGCAGACGCUGCAGAAAAUAACGCCAUGCAGGAUUCGCAAAACCGCGGGGAAGAGCAACACGAGAUUUUACUAGACAAUACUCUCAAGCUAACUCUUGAAAAUUCUUACCCUAUUUCGAUGCAGAACUUGGACCCCAGCCCCCUCGCCGAAACCGAAUCCCAGAGCCAAACCACAAUCGUAACCGAUGAUCUCGAUCUUCCCCUCAUUCCCGACCUUCCAUGCAAACCUAUUUUGCCAGAUAUAGACGCCAUCUCGGACAAAGAGGCCAAAAAGCAAGCCCAAAGAGAGUCGAAGCGCCUCGAAAAAGCGUACACGCAGGCUAUCAAACACCGUGUCAGGGCUGCGCAAGAGCGCGACAAGAUGCGCGAGAAGAGGCGCAAGAAGGCUGCGAAAGAGGCAGAGAAACAGACCCGGGAUGCCGAGAAGACGAGAGCGAAACAAGAGAGACAGGAACAGAAAAAACGUGCCUGCGAGCAAAGGCAAGCUGGUGAGCCCGUUUCUGUGGAGGGACACGGAGAACGGGGCGGCAACGAAGAUGCAGUGAGACCAAAGAAAUUGAAGAAGUUUUGUGCCUUGCCGUCUUUACGGGGCAAGGCGAGAGAUGCGGCCUGGAUAGAUGUAUACAUGGACGGACUGGACGAGGUAGGCGCGCACUGCGGACUGUUUUUGCCUGGUCCGCAUUAUGACGGGUUGGUCGGGGAUGUGGGGAGUAGGAUCGCGGCGUGGGUUGGAGAUGAGCUGACCAAGAGAGCUAUACUAGAGGCUGGGUAA